Messenger RNA from Owenia fusiformis, 310 nucleotides. The record is from the annotation of a GenBank genome assembly. NCBI's taxonomy places the organism in Eukaryota, Metazoa, Annelida, Polychaeta, Sabellida, Oweniidae.
GUUUCGUCGGCCAAGCUGUCAAAUUCUGUUGUGCGGCAUCGGGGUACCCAUCUCCGGAUUCCUAUGAAUGUUUCUUUAAAAGUCCAAGCUUCAUUGAGGAACCUGAACAUGAACAUGAAGAGAGACCCUUCAGACGUGAUUCCUGGUGGCAACCGGGAGACGAUGCGCAGAACUGUUAUAUCAAGGUUAAGAUAAAGUCCAGUUCAGCAGCUAUAUCAUUUCUGGCAGAGAGUGGGAACGCUUUAGAAAAAGGCACGAAAUUUGGUACUUUCAAAGUAAAACCUAGACCUAACAUAGAGGUGAAUGUAGA